GCCCCUGUAUCCACCCCAGCGCUUAGAACAGUGCUGUGCACGUAGUGAGCGCUUAAAUACCAACAGUGAAAUGGACGCUGGGCAGCAGAACGAAGGAUGGACCGGAAGCAGGGAGGUCAGCGAGGAAGCCGAUGCCGCCGUCGAGCCGGAUCGGAUAAGGCGGCUGGAAUGGAGGAGAACGGUUGGGAGGAGCCCCGAUCAGUUAGUCUGACCAGAAGAAUUCGAUGUUUUAAACGUUCAGAUAGCCGCCUGAAUCGUUCAUGGAGCUGCCUUGAACCAGAACCUCCAAAAUGGCCCCAGACUGGACCACCUACAGGUCUGCCAGCCUUCACGAGUUUUUCAUCAGCAUGUCUGAAACCGUUAAGUAUAAUGACGACGAUCACAAGACGCUGUUCCUGAAGACGCUGAACGAACAGCGCCUGGAGGGAGAGUUCUGCGACAUCGCCAUCGUGGUGGAAGACGUGAAGUUCCGGGCUCACCGGUGCGUGCUGGCCGCCUGCAGCACCUACUUCAAGAAGCUGUUCAAGAAGCUGGAGGUGGACAGCUCCUCGGUCAUCGAGAUCGACUUCCUGCGCUCCGACAUCUUCGAGGAGGUGCUGAACUACAUGUACACGGCCAAGAUCUCGGUGAAGAAGGAGGACGUCAACCUGAUGAUGUCGUCGGGCCAGAUCCUGGGCAUCCGCUUCCUGGACAAGCUCUGCUCGCAGAAGCGGGACGUGUCCAGCCCCGAGGAGAACGGCGCCCAGCCCAAGGGCAAGUACUGCCUGAAGAUCAACCGGCCCGUCGGGGAGCCCGCCGACCACCCCGACGACGAGGUGGAGGAGAUCGGCGACCAGGACGACAGCCCCUCGGACGACACGGCCGAGGGCACCCCGCCCAGCCAGGAGGACGGCAAGUCGCCCACGGCCACCCUCCGGGUCCAGGAGGCCAUCCUGAAGGAGCUGGGCAGCGAGGAGGUGCGCAAGGUCAACUGCUACGGCCAGGAGGUGGAGGCCAUGGAGGCGGCCGACUCGAAGGACCUGGGCUCCCAGACGCCCCAGGCCCUGGCCUUCAACGACGGCAUGGGCGAGGUGAAGGACGAGCAGACGCCCGGCUGGCCGGCGGCGCCCGGCGACAUGAAGUUCGAGUACCUCCUCUACGGCCACCGGGAGCAGAUGGCCUGCCAGGCCUGCGGCAAGACCUUCUCGGACGAGGCCCGCCUGCGCAAGCACGAGAAGCUGCACACGGCCGACCGGCCCUUCGUCUGCGAGAUGUGCACCAAGGGCUUCACCACCCAGGCCCACCUCAAGGAGCACCUGAAGAUCCACACGGGCUACAAGCCGUACAGCUGCGAGGUGUGCGGCAAGUCCUUCAUCCGCGCCCCGGACCUGAAGAAGCACGAGCGGGUCCACAGCAACGAGCGCCCCUUCGCCUGCCACAUGUGCGACAAGGCCUUCAAGCACAAGUCCCACCUCAAGGACCACGAGAGGAGGCACCGCGGCGAGAAGCCCUUCGUCUGCACCUCCUGCACCAAGGCCUUCGCCAAGGCCUCGGACCUCAAGCGGCACGAGAACAACAUGCACGGCGAGAGGAAGCAGGGCCCCGCCGGAGCCAUCCAGAGCGAGACGGAACAGUUGCAGGCGGCGGCCAUGGCCGCCGAGGCGGAGCAGCAGCUGGAGACCAUCGCCUGCAGCUAGGGCCGGGCCGGGCGGCGCCGGAGGGGGCCCCGGACCCGUCGCCCCGCUUUGGAGAGAGGGCCGGGGGGCCGGGCCGCUCUUCCCUUCGGGCGGAGGGGGGCUCCCCCGGAGGUCGGAGCGCCGGCUCGGCCGCCCGUCUUUUUAAACGGUUUUAAUUCCGGACCUCUUGCGGCGAGCGGCCGGGCGGAGGGACCUCCCUUUUAAUGGACUCCUCCGGCCCUCUGAGCCCGGUCUGUACCCGUACAGAUAACCGGCGGGGGGCCGGCGGGCCCCCCCGGCCCUCCCCGGGCCGACCCGACCCGGCGACCGCUUCUGACGCUCGGGAGAUCGGAGUCGGGGCGCGGACGCCCCC
Messenger RNA from Ornithorhynchus anatinus (platypus), 2028 nucleotides. RefSeq names its product zinc finger and BTB domain containing 14 (gene ZBTB14). Gene Ontology annotation, cellular component: nucleus. Gene Ontology annotation, molecular function: DNA-binding transcription factor activity, RNA polymerase II-specific; protein binding; RNA polymerase II cis-regulatory region sequence-specific DNA binding. Lineage: Eukaryota; Metazoa; Chordata; Mammalia; Monotremata; Ornithorhynchidae. The record is from RefSeq and is a predicted model, not a curated record. The transcript is spliced from 4 exons. Gene Ontology annotation, biological process: regulation of transcription by RNA polymerase II. Bases 291 to 1676 code for a protein of 461 amino acids.